AAAAUGAAAAUAAAAAUAUCAAAACUAAAGUUAAGUAUUUUCUAAAUACCUUUUAAACAUAAAAUAUAUACAUAUCCAAACUAUUAUUUUAUGUUUUAAAUACAUUUAGAAAAUAUCAAACUAUAGUUUUUAUAUUUUUAUUUUCAUAGCUAAUAUAAUAUUAUAUAAUAAAAUUAAUUCAUUUAUUAACCCAAGAUUCACCCGCGGUCGAUCCACUGACCCAUCGAUCCGGUAAGUCCUUUUAACAUAAUGAGAAAGAAGGUUUUUGGAUAAGCUUUAAGAAGUAAGAACAUGCUAACGUUUAUAAUGGUUGUUAAUGUUAACAUGGUCACAUUAAAAGAUACAAAAGCCGGCAAUACCACUCUGAGGUUGACUUAAAUAAUAAUCAAAAUUAUUUUAAAAUUUUGACAAUAUUUACGAUGAUGCUGGUGAAUUUUUCUGAUCACUUAAUAAAAACUUUGAAUUUUCUAUUUUUUAUAACUUAUAGUAUGUGGUCCUUAUUUAUUAGCUAUUGAUAAUAUAAUAAGUUUGAAACACUCAUAUACUGAAGCCUAUGAAUUUUCGAUGGAGGAUUUUCUACACCGAAUUCUAUAGAAGAAUAAUGUAUCUUUCAAUUAAUGAUUGCUUAAGAUAUUUAUUAUAUAUUUAUUUAAAAAGUGAAGAUGAUCGCAUUAAAUCUAACUGAUUGUAUCAGGUAAGAUAUCAAGUUUUUUACAUAAAGUUUGCAAUAAUCGAUAUAUAUUCCAACUACAUAUCUAUCACUGAAAGAAAGAAAAACGAAAAAAUCAGUUUAAUUGAACAAACCAAAAUAAAUACAGCUUCCGAAUGGUUGUUAUAUUUUAAAAGAGUUAAAUCUAAAAAAAUCCAACCUAAAACCAAAUCGAUGUCCACACUAAACAGAUCUAAUAUCUUCUUAUCUUAUAAAUAUUAAAAUUAAUAAUUUUACUCCGCGCAAGGCGCGGGUUAUCACCUAGUAUAACAUUUAAAUUGAUAUAACCUUAUUCCAUGGUAGAUUAUGUCACAAGCUCAUUGUCGGUAAUGGUAACGAGAGGAAUCUAUAUAUGUUCGACAUGGCAAAGCUCUUCCUCGAGAAUUUGCCAAUAAGCUUGGGAAAUUUAGAAUGAUCAUAUAUGCUACAAAAUAAUAGUUCUCCGUUGCAAUUGUAAAAUUGUGUUAUGGUAUGCCAAAAUAUUUUUAUUUCAAGGUAUGCCAAAAUAUUUUUCAGAGUAAAAUGUUAACUGUGUAGAGAGUUCAAACUGAGACGAUAUUUUCAUUCAGAAGAGGUUGUUUCAAGGUCGCUAUUACAAAAUCAUGGUCCUACAAUCAUUUCAUUGGUCUUCUUCCAAUAACAUGAGAGAACUAAUAGACAAAAGUCAAUAUAUUGUCGUUGUUUCCUUAAAAAUUUCAUGUUCGUUAUAAAUAAGGACACUUGGCGUGAACAAAGGCGAGAACAAAGGCGAGACGUGAGUAGUAUUAGUUGAAUUUUGUGAGCGGCUAAGAAUGUACCUAUUGAGUCCAACGGUUCAGAUUUCAUCGCACGACAUUUUUGCUAGCUCCCUAUUUAACGAGCGAGAGACGACGAAGUCUCCUCAGAGUUGCAUGCAUUGCACAUACAUACGUAAGAAGAUUAUUAAAAAUUAACAAACCAGGAAGAACAAGAAAGAAAUCGAGAUAAUGUCGUGGCAAACUUACGUUGAUGAGCAUUUGAUGUGCGAUGUUGGUGAUGGCCAAGGUCACCACCUCACCUCUGCCGCCAUCAUCGGCCUUGACGGUAGUGUUUGGGCUCAGAGCGCUAAUUUUCCUCAGUUCAAGCCUCAAGAGAUGACAGAUAUCAUGAAAGAUUUCGAUGAGCCAGGCCACCUUGCUCCCACAGGCUUGUUCCUUGCAGGACUAAAGUAUAUGGUUAUUCAAGGCGAGCCUAAUGCUGUCAUCCGUGGCAAGAAGGGAGCUGGAGGAAUCACGAUCAAGAAAACAGGACAAUCGAUGGUGUUUGGUCUGUACGAAGAACCAGUGACUCCAGGACAAUGUAACAUGGUCGUGGAGAGGUUGGGUGAUUACUUGAUCGAACAGGAUCUCUGAAGAAUGAUCCAGUUCCAGUCCUUUAAACCAUUGUUUUACUAUUUUUUUUUUUGGUUGGUUGUAUGUUUUUUUCUAAUUUAAUUUUGAGUCUUUCUGCUUAAAGUUUAAAAGAAAGUUGAACUUGAGGUUGCAGAUAAUUAUACAAAAGAAGAAUCCGAAACUUAAGACUAUUUACCUCUGUUUCUUGGUUUCGCAAUUAAAUUAUUUGUUUUGAUUUAAUUUUCCUUGCACUUCUUUUUGCGUAUAUACUCACAUGGUUCAGUGAAUAAUAAGUGAAAAAGUCGGAUACGUGAAUAAUUUUCUUUACAUUUGCACAUUCUCCAUCAACCUUUUUAAGAACUAACCAACCGUGGUUGCAAAGCCUUCUAUCAGUUGAUGUGCCUACCGCCUCCCAAGUAUCAUUGAUCAGAGAUGCCAUAAUAACUGUCAUCAUUCAUAGAGUUUUCAAACUCUAUAUAAUCCAUCUUGGCGCAGACCUUUACCGAAAUGUUGUUGCAUCAUACUAAGAUUCAAACACAUUCCAUUAUCUGGGGCUAAAGUCUAAAGAUAAUUUCUAAUCUACGUUUAUAUUAGACUCCAAAUGUUAUUAGAGAAGACAUUCUUCUCCAAUACACCUUCAACCAUUAUACUUUGGUGUUUCUAGACAUAUGGAUUUUGAUGUGUGGAGUCAUCAAAACUAUUGUAUCUUUAUAGUUGAAGAUUCUAAAUUCAAAACGGCUAAGAGUUGCUUUUUUACUUAUAAGAAAAAGACAAGAUGAUGUAAAAAAAAGACAAGAUGAUCAUUUUCACUAUCUCUAGUUCUCCACUCUUUCUUUCUCUCUUGCUUAUAGGAGUUCAUGAUUCUAACAAUAUGUAACGCCCCGACAAAGCAUCCCUAAUGGGUCUUCACGCUCAUUUUCUUGACUUGUGUGUUCCAUUCAUCUAACGGUGAUGCAUUAAUUUUUAGAAAGUUCAAAAAACUUGUUUACUAUCAUGCAAUUAGUACAUGGUUUUGUUUUCUAUUUUGCCUUCUCUCCCACAGUGCCACAAAUCAUUUCCUAGCAACUUACUGUUAUUCAACUACUCAACUUUAAGUAAACUUAACUUUAAAAGUGUUUGGAUAAAAUAUUGAAAAGAUAAAUUUAAUUUGGUGAUGUAUGUAGUCAAAUCAAUUUUUUUUUAAAAAAAUAACCAUAUGCCAAAAAUUAAAAUGUUUACAAAGUCUUUGAAUCCUUGUUAAAAGAGAAAGAAAGAAUAAAGCAGAUUUUACAUUGUUUUGGUUGAGACAACUAUCACGGUAUUACGGUGGAACAAUAGACACCGAAUUUUUAUAAUACGCACCCAAGACAUUUUCAUCGACUGAUCAAUAAAAAAAAAUGAAUAAUUCAUGUGAUGAUUAUUUCCCAAGAUUUUUUCUUUGAGUAAGAAAAUGCUCCUAGAUUUGAUUAUCGACUAUUUCCACAAACUUAUGAGAGACUGAGUAUUUCAAAAUCAAAGACCAUCUUAAUAAUCUCCAAAAUCUGACUUAAAACACUAUAAUUAUUGAAAGUGAUGGGGCAGAUGUAAAUGCAAUGUUGGGUGUCACGCAAUAACAUAAUUGUGAUCUGCAAAGAGAAUAUCCACUCUGUAUUCGGAGAGAAUAGAGAAGGAACGAAUGGUGGUGGGCACAUUAUGGCAUCCCUCAACUUCUUUUUUGUGCCGAAUAACUGAAAAAAAUCAAUAAUUCAAUCAUGUUUACAACUCAUUGUCUUAAAAUAAUAUAUUAAAGCCAAAUUAACAGAUAACUCUGUUCCCAAAAGUAAGAUUUUAUACUUAUUAAAAAUUUAAUAAAUAUUUAUAAUUUAAUUUAUUUUUUACUUUAUUAUACACUUUCCAAUAACUUUCCAUCAAUGAAAUUUAAUCAAUUCAAAUAUUCUCAAUCAAUGUUCAUCCGAAGUAUUAAAAAUUAGCUUAACAAUAUAUAAAGUCUAUAUUUGUGAAACAAAAAAAUCUAAAAAAUUUUACUUUCGAAACGGAUGAAGUAUUAAUUAUUGUAUGUAGUUAUAUGAUAUGAGCCACUGCGUUUACUCAGUGCAAGCAAUUCGAAGUAGUUUCGGUUUCACUUGCAGUUAACCAAAAUAUAAAUCAUGGAUUAUCGUAUAGAGACUAUAUGUAUGCACAUCAUGUAUUGUUCAAAACAUUUGAGCUACUUUUAAAUGUCUUUUUAACAUAAUUAACCGCCUCUGAAUGAUUCAGAAUGGUAUAUAUUGUUUCAACACAAUUUGAGCUAUUGGAACAAGCAUGCCUGGUAAAGUGGUAAAGCAUGAUAAUGAUGGGCACCCGACUUGUUUCAAGUGUGACUGUCUCAUCGUGCAUUUAGCUCAUAUUAGCUAGUUCCAAGCGAUCGCAUUUUCGGCAUAUGUACCCAGAGGCGUGCUUACCAUGGUUUUGACAAGGCUUCUGCCUUAGGCCCUUGCAAAAUGUACAAUUUUUAGGGCUCCUAAUUUCAUAAAAUUAUUGGUAGAGCUAAAUGUAUAGUUUUAGGUAGAUUUUGACAUGAUUCUGAAUUUGACUUUUGUUUUCGAUGAAUGUUUUUAUUCUAAUAAAUUUCAAGAUGUGUUAUAACUAAAAUGGAAAGAAUUGAUUAAAGAACUGACAUGGUAUAACUCACAGUUCUGAUUUUAGUUUUGCUUUUGUUACUUAUUAUAAUCUAUUUUUUUUUUACCAAAAGUUAGCUAAAAUGUAUGUUAAAACGAAUUAUUUAUUUUUUCUAUAAAUUAUUUCAUCAAACUAUCAUAAUGUAUAAAUAAAAAUAUAAUUUUUAUCUAUCAUCAUUUUUUAAACGACAAAAUGUUCUAUACUUUAUCUACCAUUAUUUUAAAUUUAUGAUAAAAUAGUUUUGUAAGCCAUGAUAUAAAAUUUUAUAAAUGACUUAUAAGACAUAUAUGGACAUUAUAAGACAUUAAUAAUUAUAAUAAUAUGUUAUAUACAAAUAAAAUGUUUUACAUAAAAAUAUUAUAUCAUUUUAUCUAAAAAUACCGGUUUUCUACUUAUCAUUUUAACCUUUACUUUUAAAUUAUAAAUUAAAAAAAGAUUAUAUUUCUUAUUACAUAUUAUAAAAAUUUAUUUUUAAAUUCAUCUUGAGCCCCCAAAAAUUCUCGCACGGCACUGUAUGUACAUUUAGAAUAUUUGAUGCAAUAAGUCAGUCACCAUAAGAAGAUCCUGGUUGGGUUUGAUACCAGGUGUCACUAUCUAAUUCAUUAAUAUGAAAUUUUGAAUAUUUUGUUUAAAUAUAUCACAUAAAAAUAUCAAUCAAUCGAUGUCAAAAAAAAAACAUCAAUCAAAGUCAAAUUAUAGAAACUAUACAGUAAUAGUUGACAAAAAAAACUAUACAGUAAUAUAGAAUUAAAAAAAUCUAAAUAACGUUUUUAGAAACAGCUUAUUAUACAAUUAACUAGUGUAUGUUAGAUGAUAUUUUCCGCUACUCAGCGAAUACUUUGAUUUUUUUUUUCCGUCAAUUUUAAUUAAAAAUAAACAGGCCGAGGCCCAACAUUUCCCGUCAAUUACAAAGCUUAAAGCCCACAUAAAAAGGCAAAAAAUACAACAAAAGGCCUAAGGCCCAAACAGCUGGAACCGAACCACCUGCUUGCGACCCAAAACCGAAAGGGGUCGGACACGUGCGCAUCUACGCGAUCUCACCCUGUCCACCGCAACUUGAUCGACGCCGCUUCGAAAGCGGCCACACUGUAACCGACGUUUCACCGGAGCUUGUAAUACCGCCGAGCCUCCAUAGAAAACAACUCAACGAACUCAUUCCGAGCCCCCAUGCACCCUCCCCAAAAGAGCGGCACCACAAAUCAUCUCACUCCAUUCACGCUUUGUCUAAAGAUCGGAGAGUUCCAUCGAUUAAAUCGAGAUCUCAUCCAGAAAAGUGAAGCCGCGAACCACAGGAGCCAAGAACCAAGAACACAACCAAACAGACCAGAAAACGGGAACAAACCCUACCUCACGACAAGAAACCUAAAGCCGGCGACGCAAGACUAUGGAAGCCUUCACUCCCCGGAAACAGAGCCGGCGAUGGCUGAGCUGCGGAAGCCCCUACCUCCCGGAGACUAGGACCGGCGGCGACGGAUCUGUAUAAGCAUCCAUCUCCCGGAUUGAAACUAAAAACUGACAUGCCGACUUCACCAUGCUGUGACCCUCCACACGCCCGCGUCGUUACUCCAACCGGUUAUCCACCAUCGCUGUCGGUACUUCACGAGAUGACAACGACGAUUGGGGACUUAGCCAGAGCUCGGACAAGGCGGUCGGGGAAGGCAGACCAGUAGAAGCGGAGGAAGAACAUCUUGGCGAAGGACAGAGGGCUCCGGCGACGGCACGCUCGCUCACGCGCCGGCCGUCCACCGGACCCAAGGUAGAUCUACUUUCUCUCUCUCUUUCUCUCUCUCUGAUAGUUUGGGACAGGUACUCGAAUACUUUGAUUUCUCUAUGUAUAUUUUUCUUCCCUUUAUUAAAUUUAUAAAGAUUCUCAACUUAUUUACACACAUGUACCAUUUGUGCCUAAAUUUGUUUCUAUAUCUUCGUGCAUAUCUUCUUAUUAAUGUUUUCAAUUCCUAUUUCCCAUUCUAAUUUUCUACUUUUCUACAACUUUUUUAUAGUAAAAAUAUAUCCCUACAACAUUUUGUACAUUAAGAAUACAUGAAGUAUUAAAUAUUUUUUUAAAAAAAUCAUCAAGAAAUAAUAACUAUAUUUUUAAACUAGAAUUAAUUUGAUUUGACAGCCUAAAACACAAAAAUAGUUAAAAAUUCAGCG
Molecule: messenger RNA, 6849 nt
Organism: Brassica rapa (field mustard)
Lineage: Eukaryota; Viridiplantae; Streptophyta; Magnoliopsida; Brassicales; Brassicaceae
Product: profilin-4
Cellular component (GO): cell cortex
Molecular function (GO): actin monomer binding
Source: RefSeq, a predicted model, not a curated record